Molecule: messenger RNA, 1452 nt
Organism: Penaeus vannamei (Pacific white shrimp)
Lineage: Eukaryota; Metazoa; Arthropoda; Malacostraca; Decapoda; Penaeidae
Gene: Mt2
Product: methyltransferase 2
Cellular component (GO): nucleus
Molecular function (GO): methyltransferase activity
Source: RefSeq, a predicted model, not a curated record
CUCCCCCAUCGAUCUCCACUCACCUUCAGUAUCCAGCCAUACCUUUGGGAACUCACAUCACAAUGAUUACUCCCUUAAGAGAUACUGACCAGUUCAAGUAGUAGAUGCACAACCCAUCUACUACACUGUCACCCGGGCCCUUAGCCAAAUAGAUUCCAUCUCGGACCAUGGGGCAACCUCUGCGACUUUUAGAGCUCUACAGUGGCAUUGGGGGGAUGCAUGCAGCUGUGAGAGAAAGUGGUAUUCCCUUUGAGGUCACGAGUUCCUUUGAGAUAAAUACUUCUGCCCUUGAGGUGUACCGGCACAAUUUCCCCGGUACCAGCAAGCCUCGUAAUAUAAUGGGCCUCACCGUAGAGGAAAUGGAGCAGCUGUCGCCCAAUAUUAUAAUGAUGAGUCCCCCAUGUCAACCCUUCACCAGACAGGGUCUGAAACGAGAUGUGGAAGAUGCGCGGACAUCCUCCUUCCUGCACUUCCUUGGCCUGUUGGAAGAGAUCACGGCACCACCAGAGAUGAUCCUCCUGGAGAAUGUUGCAGGCUUCGAGGUCUCCCAGGCAAGGGGACGUCUGAUUGGUGUGCUUGAAAAAAGAGGUUAUACGUGGCAGGAAUUCCUGUUGUCUCCCACGGAAGUAGGAGUCCCAAACUCUCGUCUGCGUUAUUACCUUCUGGCAAAAUUGAAGCCCUCUACCUUCUGUUUUCCACAGUCACAAGAGGUUUUAAAUGAGCUACCUCUCUGCCUCUGUUGUAAAACCCAAGAGAAAGUUCCUAGCAGAGAGAGUCUGUGUCGUGAUUGCAACAAGCAGAUUUUGCCAUCACUACAACACUUGCUGCACAAAUUUCACUCUUCACAGAAUGCAGAUUGCCUUCAAACAUCUACCUCCUUUAGAGAUAUAGAACCUUCGCUCACGUAUUACCUUGAAAAAGAUGGCAACAUCGAGCCAUAUCUGCUCAGCACCAAAGUUUUACAGAAAUAUUUCAUGAUCCUAGACAUAGUUAUAAAUGAGUCCAAAAGAUCCUGCUGCUUCACCAAGGGGUAUGCUCAUUAUGUGGAGGGAACUGGGUCGAUUGUGCAACACAACACUGACAUUUCUAUGCCAGAGAUUUACACACAGGUUCAGAACUUAUCACCAGAUGACCCUGAACGAGUUAGGUUAUUGCAGAGUCUUCAGUUGAGAUAUUUCACUCCUGAGGAAGUAACGAGAUUAAUGUGUUUUCCAAACUGGUUUGAGUUUCCACUUUCAGUGACCAAGAAACAGAAGUACAAAGUAUUAGGUAACAGUGUUAAUGUAUUGGUUAUUACAUCUCUCCUACUAAUUCUAGUUGAAAGUUGACAAACAGUUCAUUGAAAAUGCAUUUCUUAUUCAAGGCUUAUCCUUUGUCAGUGUCUUGAAGAUGCUGAGUGGGUGGUUCUUAGAAUACAUUGUGAUUUUUAAUUAAAGAUUCUUUUAUUUAGAA